This is a messenger RNA of Habropoda laboriosa, 2211 nucleotides long. RefSeq lists its product as uncharacterized. The transcript has 6 exons. The record is from RefSeq and is a predicted model, not a curated record. NCBI's taxonomy places the organism in Eukaryota, Metazoa, Arthropoda, Insecta, Hymenoptera, Apidae. Bases 1 to 2211 code for a protein of 736 amino acids.
AUGAAAAGAAUUUCACGCAGGCAAGGGUCCUCCCGCUGGGUUAACAAAUCGUGUUCGGACACUGAGCUAGCGCAGGGCAAAGGUAAAGAGCGGAAAAGCAAAUCGAAGGAAAAAUGGCCUCUGCUGGAAGGGCUGACGGUCGACGAACUGGCUCGAUACCGAAGAAAACGUGUGCAAGGACAACCGAAAAACAAUCUCGGUGUUGAUCUUGAGGCUGAAAGCGAAACCCUCGUUUCUGAAUAUCGCGAAGCUUUCCGUGCGAGAAACGAGGAAUUCUUGAAGGAAAAUACAUGGUUGGAAAAGAACAGGCAGUCCGAACAACUUCAGUGGAAAGAAUCGAAUCGAGAAAAUCUUGACGAACAGGAGAAGAAGGAUAUGGAGCUUCCAACUACAAACAAAGAUACCACCGAGACUUUUCUAACAGAAAUUGAUAACGAUAAAAUGAUUACGUCUGAAACUGCCAACCCUAAACACGUAACUGACGCCAAUUCUUUUAAACGAUCUCCUCCGAUUAAAAGAGAUACCAGUUUAGAGUGUGACAAAGAAUUCUAUGCGGACACCGAGACCUAUUCGUCGUACGUGGCCUACGAGGGUCAGCACAGACCGAAGCUAACUCGUAGACCCACGUCUUUAAAAAUGGAGGGCGAUUUAAAUACGACCACUGAGAAAUGUGAGAGAUACAUCCAAUGGCUGAACGUUAGCCGGCCGGAACUGAUGCGUGUGCCCACACAUUUGAAGCUCGAAGGUGAAUUCAAAACUACCACGGAGAAUCAUGAUAAAUACGUACCGUUUGUAGGUGUACGAAGACCGAUAUUAUUAAGGCAGAAUACUAACUUAAAAUUAGAAGGGGAGUCGAAUUUUACACCGGAGUAUGCCGACGUGUUUAAAAGACAUGAGAGUACUAGAGAAUGUUCGCAACCAGUGAAGCCUGAUACUUAUCUGAAAACAAGAGGAUCCCUUUUUCAAAGUAACGAAAACACAGAUAACUUGUCCAAUACCUCUCGUGGCAGAGAGGCGCAAUUGAUGAACGAGUUGAAUAAAGACGUUGAAAAGGAAGAGAAAAAACAGAAAGAGCUAAAAGAGAAACAAAAGAAAGACGAGGAGAUGAAGAUAUUAGUCGGGAAGUUGGAAGAUUUGAAAGGAUCACCGCUUGGAAUUCCAGAAUACAAAGACGCAUAUAAGGAUUUCCCACGAGAGAGGCCAAAAAUCGUAAAACCAGAAGGCAAGAUUGGAAGAGCAGAUGGUUCGAAAAUAUCUUCGUCAUCUACGCCCAAAUUUUCAACUAAAAUUGAUCAAGAUCCGGAAUAUAAGUCAAAAUAUUUGGACUAUCAAAGAAAUUAUACCGUACAUCGAAAAUCACCGGAACAUGGCAUAUGUUUUACUAGACAAGAUGACAAACGACAAGGCCGUCAAUUUAUUAGUGAAGUGCGAGCACAAUAUGUUCCGUAUGGAAACAUUCCAAAGGUUAAAACCUUCAAAAUGCCGGCCAACUUACGUCUGGAAGGAAAUCUUGAUCUCGAACCAGAAUACAGAACAGCUUAUUGCGCAAAGCGUGAAAAUCAGUUGUACACAGAGCCGAAAAUACAUCAUAGGCGAGAUCAUUGUUCAAGUGUUUCCAGACGAAAAGAAAAUUAUUGGAUAAACAAUAAUAAUGCAGAGCAAUUUUAUUUCACCAAUGCUGCCAAAGAUCAAGAUGCAUUUCAAGUGUUGAACACUCAGGUUCAUGAAGAUAGUAUACAUGGAAAACCACCAACAAGUAGUCGAAGGGGCUCAAAAUCUUCCCAAACACAAGUCCAGAGACAAAAGCAAUCAGUGAUGGCAGAAUGUGAUACAUUGAAAGAUAAAUCAACUAGUCCAACUUACCGACUUCAUGUUUGUAACGUUGAUGAUGAUUCUGGAGGUUUUCGACAGAAACAGUCACCAUCACUUCAGUCUUCCAGAAGGAUACACCUUUCACCAGAUCGUGUAGUUCAUAGUGACACUAUCAGACCAUAUUCUCCCAGUUUUGGUAAAAACACAAAACAACACACCAAUGGUCAAUCAUUUGUUGUUUUAAACAAUGAAAUUUUUGACACAAGUAAAAAUGAAACGCACAGGGUACGAGUAGAUAGAAAUUAUAACAUUGAUGGUACACUUCCUACUUCUAAGGGAAAAACUAGAAUUCCAACAAACUGGAUGCCACCAUGGUAUGAUAGCACAAAUACCAUCUAA